UCUUCUUUAUGGACGAACAAUCGAAAGAACACUUUUCUUCUCAGGUCCAUGAAGAAGAGGAUUUUUUUCUAGAUGAAGAUGACUUAAUUGACCUAGAAGAAUACUUACAAGGCGAUGAUGUAUCAAGAACUCAACCAACAAGCGACCCGAACGAGUCCUUUCGACGUCUUUUAGCUGGACCUUCAGUAGAAAAAGUACACAAAUUAAGUAUUGGUGAAUUGGAUCGACACAAAAUCAAUGAAAUUAUUUAUGAAUCUUCCAAAGCAAGGCUCUGCAUUUUUGAACGAGAGAAAAAAAGAGAUGCAGCAAUCACAAAAAGAAUUGAAGUCAUUCUUGCUAAAUACAAAUUUAUCAGGGAUCAAGAUUUGACUUUUGAACGCAAUAUUGCAGAUAAUAUGAUUUCUGAUCUAGAAAAUACCCGAGAUUUAACACAAUGUAUCUGUCAUGUUGAUAUGGAUGCAUUCUAUGCCUCUGUGGAAGAAUUGGAAAAUCCAGAAUUGAAAAAAAUACCUAUGGCUGUAGGUGGCAUGUCCAUGUUGUGCACAAGUAACUAUCUUGCUCGUAAAUAUGGUGUGCGAAGCGCCAUGCCUGGCUUUAUUGCCCUGAAACUGUGUCCUGAUCUAAAGAUUAUACCUUUGCAUUUUCCAAAAUACAGAGCUGCUUCUGAAAAAGUGAGAGAUGUGUUUCGCAAAUACGAUCCUCAUUUCGUGCCUAUGAGUUUGGAUGAGGCCCAUUUGAACCUGACAGAGUACCUUCAAACAACAGACUUAACACCCUACCAACUCGUAGAACAAAUUCGACGAGAGAUCUUUGAAGCUACACAGUUGACAGCCAGUGCUGGCAUUGCUUGUAACAAAACACUAUCUAAAAUAUGUAGUGAUAUAAAUAAGCCAAACGGUCAAUAUUAUCUACCAAUUGAUCGAGCGUCCGUCAUGUCUUUUGUCAAGGACCUGAGAGUACGAAAAAUUCCGGGUGUAGGCAGAGUCACUGAGCGUGUGCUUGAAGCAUUAGGUGUUAAGACGUGUGGCGAUAUUUAUACUCAUCGUGCCAUACUCUAUAAACUCCUAAGCCAUACUAGUUUCCAAUUCUUGCUUCGUAGUUAUUUAGGAAUCAGCGAUACAACCUUAAAUACGCAUACUGAGAGGAAAAGUAUCAGUACGGAACGUACCUUUUCAGCAAUGUCUGAACCGAAUCAAUUGCUUGAAAAACUCAAAGAACUGUCUAUAUCGCUCGAGAAAGAUAUGGAGAAAGCAGGUGUCAUGGGAAGAAAUAUAGGCAUUAAACUGAAAUCUGUCAAUUAUGAAUUACGUGUUCGAUCCAAGACAUUUCCUUCUUAUUUAUGGACUGCCAAAGAUAUUUAUCGUAUCGCAAAGGAACUUUUGAUCAAAGAACUUCCUAUUAAUAUCAGACUUAUGGGCAUACGUGUAUCUACUUUAAAAGCCAGAGGUACCGAAGAUGAAAGUGUUAUGAAGUAUUUUACAAGACUUUCGCCUUCUACUCCUCUCAUAACAACUGAUGAUACCCUACCUUUUAUCAAGGAAGAACUACCUACUAUUGAAUGUCCUGUAUGCAACCGUCAACUUCAACUAGAUAAUCUGGAAUUUAAUAAGCAUGUGGAUGAAUGUUUAAGCAAAAUGGAAGUGAAAGCCAUUUUAAAAAAUGACCACUAUCCUUCAAAGAAACGUCUAAAGAGGUCUCAUCAAAAAGGUAAAUCUAUUUUGGAUUAUUACAAAUAGCCCGCCUAUUCUCAUCUUUGCGGGAAAAUGCAGUAGAUCGGACAAACAAAAUAGUGCAAAAUAAUAAAAAUGGGGUAUUUUUUCCCGUUUGAGUCAU
This is a messenger RNA of Gilbertella persicaria, 1833 nucleotides long. RefSeq lists its product as uncharacterized. The record is from RefSeq and is a predicted model, not a curated record. The transcript has 8 exons. NCBI's taxonomy places the organism in Eukaryota, Fungi, Mucoromycota, Mucoromycetes, Mucorales, Choanephoraceae. The coding region runs from base 9 to 1736 and encodes 575 amino acids. Gene Ontology annotation, biological process: error-prone translesion synthesis. Gene Ontology annotation, cellular component: nucleus. Gene Ontology annotation, molecular function: damaged DNA binding; DNA-directed DNA polymerase activity.